AUGGAUGACGAAUUUGGGGAGACCUACAUGGAUGAGUUUGGCGAGGCCUUUGGGGAAGAUGAAGAAGAUAUAUUCGACGAAGAUUUCGACGAAGUCAAUGACGUAGAUUUGGGAGUUAAACGCGGGGAUGUUGACAUAAUUACGGAUCCAAAUGAUCCGAGAGUACAUGUGAGCUCCAGUAAUCGCAUAACGAGUCCUUAUCUCACCAAGUAUGAGAAAGCACGUAUUAUUGGCACCAGGGCAUUGCAAAUUAGCCUCAACGCGCCUAUAACAAUACCUUUUGAUUUUGGAGAACAAGAUACUAUAGACUCUGCCUCAAUGGUAGAUGCAGCAAUUGAUCCACUUGUGAUCGCCGAAAAGGAGCUAUACCAAAAAACCAUUCCUUUUACAAUCAGGAGAUAUCUACCAAAUGGCAGUUAUGAAGAUUGGAAGAUACAAGAACUCAUUAUAGAUUAA
This is a messenger RNA of Babesia microti strain RI, 456 nucleotides long. Its product is annotated as DNA-directed RNA Polymerase II subunit F. Bases 1 to 456 code for a protein of 151 amino acids. The record is from RefSeq and is a predicted model, not a curated record. NCBI's taxonomy places the organism in Eukaryota, Apicomplexa, Aconoidasida, Piroplasmida, Babesiidae. Gene Ontology annotation, molecular function: DNA-directed RNA polymerase activity; DNA binding. Gene Ontology annotation, cellular component: RNA polymerase III complex; RNA polymerase II, core complex; RNA polymerase I complex. The transcript has 2 exons. Gene Ontology annotation, biological process: DNA-templated transcription.